AUGUAUAACGGUAUUGGUAUAACAACUGCACGUGGUACUGGUACGAAUGGUUAUGUUCAAAAAAAUUUAUCUUUUGUUCCUACAAAACGCGAACGUGUUGAAUAUGUUAAAGAUGUUGAAUUAAAAAAACUUGAAACAUUAAUUGAAAAAAAAGGGAAUGCUGAAAUUCUUGAACAUGAAAAAAAACGUCGAGUUGAAGUUAAAUGUAUGGAAAUGCGUGAUAUGAUGUUAAAUAAUGGAUAUGAUGAAGAAGUUACAAAUCAAAAAGUACAAAAAUUUCGUAAAAUGCUUAUUGAACGUGAAGGAAUUUAUGAUAAAACUGAUAUUGAAUAUGAUGAAUUUGGACGUCCUGUUUCAAAAGAAACCCAUCAAUUGGCACAAGCUAAUGAUGAAAAAAAUCGAAAAUUGCGUGAAGCAUUUGGUAUUGGAGAAUUUGAUCGAAAGAAAAUAGCCGAACGAAAAACUGAAGAAAUAAAAGAAAUGGAACGACGUAAAGCUGAAAUAGUUAGCAAACAAUAUACAAUUGUUCAAGAUGAAGAUGAAGAAGAUGAAGUAGAAGAACAAGAGCCCGAAGAACGACAACCAGUAAAAAAAGAUAAAGAAAAAAAAGAUCAUCAUCGUCAUAAAUCUCGAGAUGAAAAAAAAAGGAAAACAUCACCUGAAGUUACUAAAGAACGUAGUAGUCAUAAACAUUCAAAAAAACAUCGAAAGGAACAUAGUGAUGAAGAAGAAUCACGUCAUCGUCGACGUCGUGAAAGAUCACCUUAA
Messenger RNA from Adineta steineri, 768 nucleotides. NCBI's taxonomy places the organism in Eukaryota, Metazoa, Rotifera, Eurotatoria, Adinetida, Adinetidae. The record is from the annotation of a GenBank genome assembly.